ACGGCUCACAAGUGUUUAGUAGGUUUUGAAACAUGGAACGGCGCUGUUGCAUACGCGGCAAAAUCGUUGUGGCGACAUAAAACGAGUAAAAGCAGGCCGAUUUCGUGCGAAUAAAAAAUACGUCGGAUAAGCAUAUAUAAUUGAAAAAACGAAAACGAACAAAACAAAAAAAGAAAAACGCACCAAACACGACCGCGACGCGAAUGUGAGGAAGCAGCAGCAGCAUCAAAAAGAAAACACAUACGGACACACGAUACGAGCACUUCGCGUAUUCGCCUGUUCGUUCAACCAAAAAUAGUCGUACAAUUGUACUGCUUUCGAAACGUUUAACCUAAUUAAUUGUAGUUAGAUAAUAUCUCUCAUUAAUGUGUAAUUUACGCGCGGAUGGUCAGCGACAUACAUGCAUACUAAAUGCCACGGCAUGGCAGCAUAUUUAGUUUCAAAUUAUAAAUGUUGAUGCUUGCGAGUACAAGGCGUUACUUGAGUGCGCGCAACGGGCGAAUCCACAGUGCAGAACGGAAAUUCUGGUGAAGUAGGCCAAAUAAAUAUAAAUAUACAACUGGUAUAUGUAUAUGCAAAUAUGUGUGUGUGUGCCUAUGCAAAUGCGGGAAUACUUUGCCAAGAAUGAGAGUAAAAAAAUAUUAAAAGAAAAUAAGAAUAAAAUAUAACUUACAGUGAAAAUGUAUUUACGCGCGCGCAAUACGGCCUUGAGCACUUAAAAAAUACAAAUAAUAUAUACAUACACAUAUAUUAAUACCAAUGUUGGUACAUGCAUGUAAUUGUAAAUAAACAGUUAUAAUCUCAAUGAAGGUAAUGCAUCUAUGGAAACGUGCAACACACGUGACAAAUUUACGGCAAAUUGCUGAUUACGAAGGUGAGCACAAGCAAACAUAUAAAAUGACAGUUCGGAGAACUGUGCAAAAAUAAGGAAGGAAACAAAAACGGAACAACAAAAAAGUCGAAAAGUCGAAGGAAAAUGCAAUGAGAUAAGAGGAGCAACAACGCUCCAGCGCGGCAAUAAAACAGCGAGUCACUUUAGACCACCAACAACACAAACCGAGAAGACAAAGCGCACGUAGUUCUUAAGCUGAGCAGUCAAGCUAGUAAGCAGCAGUCAGUGAGCCGCCAUCCAGCAGCAGCCAAGCCAGCUGUUAGUCAAGGCACUCAGCCAGCCGGUUGGUGUGUCAGUUGGUGAGCGAAAGUCAUCAGUCAGCCAGCCGGAAGAGUCAGUCAGUCGUCAAAAUAAUAGUCAGCCGACACGUCAGAAGCACUUCAAAAGAUAUUGCAUGUGAGGAAUAACGCCGGUUGGCUCCGUUUAACAGACGACGUUGGCCGACGUGUGGAGUGUGUCGAGUGUGUAGCGAGCGUGUAAGCUUGCAGCGUCUUUCGCUCGGUCCAAAAAUUCCAACAUACAAGGCAAUGAACUUGCUGAAGCAGCUACUUGACGGCUGUUACGUGUUGUGUGGCUUCAGUUUUUUGAUUUUCCUAUAUUUACCACUCAUGCUGGCGAUGCCGGAACAAACGCGUCUGGCGAAUGAUUUCGAUUAUCGGUUGCAGCGUGCGAAACAUGUGUUGCGCGAGUCGCCGCUCAUUGAUGGACACAACGAUUUGGCAUGGAAUAUACGGAAAUUUUUGAAAAAUCGUCUGCAAGAUUUCCCAUUUGCCGGCGAUUUGCGUGAGGUGUUGCCAUGGUCGGCGAGCGCUUGGAGUCACACCGAUUUGCCGCGAUUGAAAGAGGGCAUGGUGUCGGCACAGUUUUGGUCGGCAUAUGUACCGUGCUCGUCCCAGCAUAUGGACGCCGUACAAUUGACGCUGGAGCAAAUAGACUUAAUACGACGUCUGGUGAACUUGUAUCCAAAUCAAAUGACUUUCGUCACAGAUGCUUCAGGAAUUGAAGAGGUGCACAAAAGUGGAAAAAUUGCCAGCCUGAUUGGGGUGGAGGGUGGCCAUUCGAUUGGCACCAGCCUCAGCGUUUUACGUAUGUUCUAUCAGCUUGGCGCGCGCUAUUUGACACUGACGCACACCUGCAAUACGCCAUGGGCGGAUUGCUGUAAGGUUGACGAGCCGGGAAAAUAUCCACAUAUUGGAGGACUCUCCAAAUUCGGCAAGUUGGUGGUGCAUGAAAUGAAUCGACUGGGCAUGAUUGUCGACCUGUCGCACGUCUCGGUGCCCACAAUGUUGGACGCGUUGAGCACUUCGAAGGCGCCUGUGAUAUUCUCGCAUUCCUCCGCGCAUGCCAUAUGCAACAGUUCGCGCAAUGUGCCAGAUCAUGUCCUGCAGAAAAUUGCAGUCAACGGCGGUCUGGUGAUGGUCGCAUUCUAUCCACAUUUUCUUAGCUGCUCGAGUCAGGCGACACUCGAGGAUGUUAUUGUGCACAUAAAUCACAUAAGGGAAGUUGCCGGUGUGGAUCACGUCGGCAUUGGUGCGGGUUACGAUGGUGUUAAUCUCGUACCCAAGGGACUGGAGGACGUUUCGAAAUAUCCACAUCUGUUUGCGGCACUGCUCGAGUCCGAUAAGUGGACCGAGGCGGAUAUAGCGAAAGUGGCGGGGAAGAACUUAAUACGCGUUUUCAAAGAAGUCGAAGCGGUACGCGAUCGCAUGGAGCAGAAAAAAGUUCCGCCUGUCGAUCAAACGAUACCACCCGAGGAUAUAAUGGGAAGAUCAUACUGCCGUUAUCAAGGACCACGAACGUGAUUACCUUCCUAAGAGAAUGUUUUAGAGAGCCAAGGCCAUACGUAGUUGAAGAAUGGGAGAGUGAGGAGGAGAGAAUGCUAGAGUGUGGAAGAAUGGAAGAGAGCAUAACGCGCCACAACAACUUAACAACUUAAACAAGUAAUGACUCAUUAAAUUAACCACAUGUGUUGGCAACAAAUUGUAAAACCAAACGAAUUUCAUAAAUUCGAUGUACUCGUAUUUCCUUCGCUGCGCACACAAACUUACAAAAACAACAAAAACACUAAAUAAAAACAAAAAAAUAUAAAAUUGUACGAAUGUUGAAUUACGAUUUAAAUAUCUACGAAGUAUUAAUACGUUAUACGAAUAACAUAUAAAUAGCAGUAAACUACACAAAAAGCAAAAACAAGAACUAAUAACGGUGAGCACAAAUUACAAAUUGUAGUUAUGAAAUAAGCGUGUAAGUAUACUCGCAUGUUUGUAUAUAUAAAAACAAAAAAAAGAAAAAAUUAAAAAAAACUAUUUUUUCAAAAAAUCUUUAUCAAUGUAAUGUUUAAAAAAUAUGAGGAUUAAAAAAAAUGAUGCGUAAAUAUGUAUACUACUUGUAAUUCAAUAUUUGUAUGUAAAUAACUUUAAUUACAUAAACAUAUACAUAUGUAUGUACAUAUAUAUAUUUAAGUAGCUUUCGUGAAAGCAGAUUAAGUGCGACAAUUUUACGAAUUUCUGCUAGUAGUGGUAACGGUUUGCAUAACGGUGCACGGUGAUUACUUGAAAAUAUAAUUUUUCAUUGCACAUAAAUGUAACUAUGUUUGUAUAUGCAAGAAUACUGUUUUUAAUUUGGGCGAAACAGAUAACUGUCAUGCAAUUUUGACAGAUUAUGACAUCACGUGAAUAAGUAUUGAAAGUAAGCAGUAAAUCACACAGAUAAAUUCUAUAGAAGUUACAAAUUUUGUCCUUAAAAUAAUUUCUUUACAUAAAUAUUAAAAAAAGCACAAUAAUUUUAUACAUAUUUGCAUUUAAAUCGAUUAGCGCUGGUACUGCGAAAUUAUCGAAAUCGAAUAUGUGAACUCUUCGCGUAAUCGAUAGUGCCCAAAGUUGGAGGUGUUAUCAUUUAACUCGAUUAGAGGUCAUGCAGCAAAUAUAUCGAAAUUCAAUACUCGAGGCCUUUAAAUAAUCGAUAGUGCAUAAAGUCGAAGAAAUUACCAGCGGUUAGCCAGGAAAAUUUCAGUUUUUUUAAACAUGUGGUAAAUGCAUAAGAAAUACGAAAGAUUAUUCUAUUUGAAGCAUUAAAAUAUUAUCCUUAAAAAUAAAAGUUAAUGGGAACGAAUGAAAAUUAUCGGCCCAAGAAUGAUAAUUUAUUGAUAUAAAUUUAUCGAUAACAAUCAAUUUAUAAUUUCCAAAUAGCGUUCAAUGCAUGACAAUUUCCGAUGUAAAAAUAUCGAUUUGAAUUUAUCGAUAACAAUAAAUUUAUCGAUGUGCGAAAUAGAUAAAAGUUUAUCGAUUACAUUUUAAGCAUAAUAAAUUUAUCGAUAUAUUAACGAAAGUUAUCGUUCACAAAUGGCUCCAGCAGAGAGUUCCUUGAUUUUCUGGAUUAAAAAAAAAGAAACUUUGUUGGCUAAUAUGUAGAAUGUGGAGUAUUCUAAUAUGAGGCAUCGCGGAUUAGAGGAAGCUUUUCAGAUUAAAAUUUGAAAGAAGAAGGCAACUAGAAAACAGAUUAUUCCAUUUUAAGCAUUAAAAUAUUAUCGAUAAAACUAAAAACUAAUAGGGGCGAAGGAAAAUUAUUGGUCAAAGUAUGACAAUUUAUUGACAUAAAAUUUUUGAUUUGAAUUUAUAGAUAAAAAUAAAUUUGUCAUUGCGAAAUAUCGGUAUAAAUUCAUCAAUUUUAUUUGGAACAUCAUAAUUUUAUCGAUAUGCAAACAAAAAUUAUCAUUCAAUGCAUUGAAAUUCUCGAUAUAUAAGUAUCAAUUUAAAUUUAUCGAUAAAAUAAAACUUAUCGAUGUUAAAUAUCGAUAUAAAUUUAAAAAAAGCAUUUGGACCUUUAAAAUAUUAUCGAUAGAAAUAGAAAUAAAAACUCUUGAAAUUAUCGAUUAUUGCACAAUGCAUGGCAAUUUAUUGAUAUAAAUACAUUAGUUUGAAUUUAUGUUUAAAAAGAAAUCUAUCGAACUACAAUAUCGAUAUAAAUUUAUGGUUUUCACUUAAAUAUUAUUCGAAAAUUAUCAAACAAUGCGUUUCUUUUGUGCAUUAAAAUAUUGUUGAUAAAAAAACUAAAGGGACGAACGAAAAUUUUCGCACAAUGCAUGAAACCGAUAUAAAAAUGUGGUUUGAAUUUAUCGAUUAAAUUAAAUCGAUACAAAAUAUCAAUAAAAGUAUAUAUUUUGAUUCAAUUUUUAACAAGAAAAUACUAUCGAUAAAAAUGAAAACUAAUGGGGACGGGCGAAAUUUAUCGAACAAUGAGCAUCAGUUUAAAAUCGAUUCAAAUUUUCUUAUAAAUAAAAAAUUUAACAGCUUAAAAGUAUCGAUAAAAGUUAUCGAUGAAAGUUUAUCGAUACAAAAAUAUCGAUAUGAAUUUAUCGAAAUCAAUUAGUCAAAAAUGAUACUUUGAAUAAAGCUGCACUGAAAAAUAUUUUAUUUAAAUCGAUAGACCUCAAUUUCAAAAAAGGGUUAGUACGUGAUAAAUCAUACUCAAAUAUUUAACAAAUGUUAUUGGUGAACAUAAAUUUCAGCAAGGUAAUUAAAACUUGAUGUUGUUUACGAAAAAAACCUGAAUUUCGAUUAAUUCCUUUACUUUUAUUUUAUCAAUGUGAUUUCUACCUGUUGCACCAACCAUACAAAUUUUAAAAAGUCCAUUCAAAUAUGCCUCAGAUAUUCUUUGAACAAAUUUUUGCUUAAAUUUUAACGUUACAUAAAGCUGAAAAUUAAUGUAAUAGCUCAUAUAUAUAUAUAUCUGUACUUAUGUAUCAGCGUGCUGAACUUUCACCUCUGUGUCAAUUAAUUUUUAUUGAUUUUGCCAAUUAUUUUCGGUUCACAAUGAAGCCAAAUGUCAUUAUUUGGUGACACAUGCGGUAAUGUAACAGCAUGCAUACAUAUGUAUAUGUUAUAUAUAUGUAUGUAUAAACAUUAAUAAACAUUAUAAUAAAUUAUGGUAUUUUAUUUAUAUUAUUUUUGUUGUUUUUGCUUACCAUAUUUGACAAAUUAUCCCGCUUUCACGUCUAAAAUUAUUGCGCUCAACUGAAAUUAAUAUACUAAAUUUGCUGGAAAUAAAUUUAACCACAAGAGCAAGCAGAUUAAGCGCUUACAUACGUCUGUAUAUAAUAUAUAUACAUAUAUAUUGUACAUACAUAUGUAUAGAUUGUUGGUAAAUUGGCAUUUAAGGCUAAUUAGUGAUUAAUAAAUUAGAAAAUACAAUUUAACCAAACCGUUUGCGUCAAGCGCAUAAACAUAUGUAUAUACAUACAUACAUAUGCAUAUGUAUGCAUAAAUCAAAAGUGAUAAAUAUGUAAUGUAUAAAAUAAUAUAUAAAAUUACUGAAUAUAAAUACAAUUCUUAUGUACAGUUAAGCUCAAAUAGCUAGUAAAUAUUAUCUCGAGGCCACAAUUACAUAUACAAAACUGUAAAUAUUAUAUAUAUAAAUAGUGUUUAGCUAUUACAUAUGUACUAGGUAUUAUAGCUGUAUAAAUGCAUAUGUAUAUGUAUAUGUAUGUAGUAAUAUAUAUAUAUGUAGGUAUACAUAAAUAUAUACAUACUAAAAGGAUUACAGGACUACUUAAACGAAAGCUAUGUACUUACUUUAAUAUUUAACUAAAUAAUUAGUAAUUAAGCUGCAGUUAAAUACAUAAUCCAAAUGGGCACACAAACAACAAACAACUGAUUGCCAUCAUACAUACAG
Messenger RNA from Bactrocera dorsalis (oriental fruit fly), 6559 nucleotides. RefSeq names its product dipeptidase 1. Gene Ontology annotation, biological process: proteolysis. Bases 1420 to 2694 code for a protein of 424 amino acids. Gene Ontology annotation, molecular function: metallodipeptidase activity. The transcript is spliced from 12 exons. Lineage: Eukaryota; Metazoa; Arthropoda; Insecta; Diptera; Tephritidae. The record is from RefSeq and is a predicted model, not a curated record.